AUCAGAACCGAGCCCUUCCCCCAUUGCAGUCAGAGGUGACUCCAGAUUGACCCCAGGGAGCUGAGAAUCCAGCAUGCUCUCCCUGGGGCUCCCCAGCUGGCCCCUGCUGAGCUAGGGCAAUUAUGACCUCACUCUCAGACUGAUGACAUCACAAUGAGGUCAGCAAGCCGUUGCCUCCUGCUCCAGCCUCUGGGCACACCCCAGCUAGCCAUGUGCCCCCGAGCAGUGGCCCUCAGCUUCCUCUUUGCCUUGAUCUCUGCCGUGGCCAAUGGCGACCCAUCCCUAGGCGUCUCCCUGCCAGAGCCCUGCCUCCCGGGCCGCCCAUGCACCCUGGCCUUGAUCUCAGACAACCCUGUGACCCUGAGGUGCCCGGGCGCCCCCCACCAGGGCCCGGUCUCUUGGCAGUAUGUGGAUCCCUCCCGGCCCGGGGAGCGGCCGGCCACCUUCAUCCGCACCGGGCACCCCUUGGCGCUCAUCCCCAUUCGCGCCAAGCUGUGGCAGCUGCGCUUGAAAACCCGGCUGCUCCGGGGCGACCUGCGGAUUCUGGAUCCCGGCGUGGAGGACUCAGGCGUCUACACCUGCCGCCGCGGCGACGCCAUGCUGGCCUACUACGAGGUGGAUUUCCAGGACGCCGGGCGCCUCCACAUCAGCCACGCCAGCCUGGGAAAGGCCACCCUGGCUAACACCACCGUGGAGCUGGCCGGUGGAGCCCGGGGGCAGCUGUUCACCGCCUGGGCGCGCUGGCAGCCCUGCGACCGCUGCGGCGGCCCCGGCGAGAGGAAGCGGGUGGGGUUCUGCUAUGCUCAGCUGGCAUCGCGCCCCCAGGGGCCCCUGCCAUGCGGGCUGGCCGGGCGAGGGCUGCCCCAGCGGGGGCCGGAGCUGCGGGUGGAGAGCUGUGAGGUGCCAUGCGACAGGGCCUACACCCUCAGCCGGGAUGAAUGGAGCAAGGCCCCCCUCCUUGUCGUCACCCGCUACCGAGCCCUGCCCUACGCCAGUGCCAGGCUGAGGUGCCCAACGGCCUCUAUAUACAGCCCCGUGUACUGGCAGGAAGGCCCCACCGCCCUGACCUGGCUGGACCUUCAUCAACGCAACGGCUCCGUCAGCCUGGACAAGGCGACCGGCGGCGGGACCCUGCUGCUUUCCUCCUGGAACGGCACCGAUGCCAGCUAUUACCAGUGCUACGUGGGCGGGCGGCUGGUGGGCCGGUUCCUGGUUACCCCACCUAGGGUGCUGGCCCCCGCCCCAGAGCUGACUCGCGCCUACUCAGCCAUCGAGUCCCUGGUGGUGGGGCUGGCCAUCUUCCUCAUCUUCCUCCUCUUCCUCAGCAUCCUGCAAUCCUGCCGCAGGAAGCCAGGAACCAUCAUGGCUUGAGGGGGCUGCAGCUGACAUCAUCGCGAGGGGCUGGGGAAUAAACAUAUUGA
Molecule: messenger RNA, 1421 nt
Organism: Mauremys mutica (yellowpond turtle)
Lineage: Eukaryota; Metazoa; Chordata; Testudines; Geoemydidae
Gene: FAM187B
Product: family with sequence similarity 187 member B
Exons: 2
Coding region: 154-1371 (405 amino acids)
Source: RefSeq, a predicted model, not a curated record